AAAAUGAUUGGCUUUAGUUUUGUUAAAUUAACUUCUUUUUUGUUGCUAAUCAAUUUAUUAUUAAUUCCCGUCCUGACAAUGCCAAGUCCUGAGAGUUUUGUGCCCAUGAAUUUGAAUGUUGCCGAGUUGGGUUCUGAGAUUCAACCUAUCGAAAAACGCCGUCGACGACGCGGAACUUUGCUCAAAGGAUUAGCAGGAGGCGCGGCAGCCGGACUUGGAGCUGCUCUUCUUUACAAAGCUUUCAAAAAGAAAAAUUAA
This is a messenger RNA of Meloidogyne enterolobii, 258 nucleotides long. NCBI's taxonomy places the organism in Eukaryota, Metazoa, Nematoda, Chromadorea, Rhabditida, Meloidogynidae. The record is from the annotation of a GenBank genome assembly.